ACACUGUGUCUACCGAAAUACAUCCUUAACAUACGUAAAACCCCACACUCCUUGUCUCUAAGACAUAUCCGCCCAUCACGUCCUCGUUCAUCGGCCCGUCGAUCCGAGGUACCUUACGGCUCUCUUCUCGUACCGCUCUCCGUCCCGUAUCUAGGAUCAUCCCGACCCGCCCAACUUUCAUUCAACCCCACGCUCAACCUCAACAUCUCCUCAAAAUGGCUUCCACCUCCACCUCUACCGAGCUCAAACAGGGGGACGCCUACUACCUCCCCCCUGUCCCUUCAGUAAAGGGCGCCGACACCGAGACGGCCAUAAUCGAAGCCUACCGUAUCGCCGCUGCCAAGAUCGUCUCCGAAGCCGUAGAUAUCCCUCUGGAGACCGCUUACCCUGGUAUCGAUGUCGGGAACAAGAAGGCAGAUCUGUAUGUGGCCAUGCCCAGGUUCAGGCUCGGUGGGAAACCUGAUCAAUGGGCGGAAAAGGUCGUCGCGCAUUUCAAACCGGACGAAUACCUCAGCAAAUGUACAUCUGAAAAAGGAUUCGUAUCCUUCACCCUCAACCACGACACCUUCACCCGCCAAGUCCUCCGACAGAUCCGAAAUGCCACUCCAUCGAGUUCGGUAGGGACGAGCGUCAACCCGCUGGACAAGGCUGCUCAGAAACCGGGGUAUGGGAGUAACAAGUCUGGGCAGGGGAAGAAGGCUAUCGUCGAAUUCUCCUCUCCCAACAUCGCCAAACCCUUCCACGCCGGCCACCUCCGAUCGACCAUCAUCGGUGCCUUCCUCGCCAACCUGUACGAGGCGCACGGGUGGGAAGUGACCCGGAUCAACUAUCUCGGGGAUUGGGGUAAACAGUUCGGCUUGCUCGCUGUAGGGUUCCAGAGGUUUGGGACGGAGGAGGAGUUGGAGGCGAAUGCGAUUACGCAUUUGUACCAUGUGUAUGUCAGGAUCAACCAGGAGGCCGAGGCUGAUCCUUCGAUCCACGACGAAGCCCGAGCGUUCUUCAAAAAGAUGGAAGAUGGCGACAAGGAAGCCCUAGCCCUCUGGUCCCGAUUCCGUGACUUUUCCAUCAAACGUCUCGAAGAGACUUACAAGCGACUCAACAUCCACUUCGACUCGUACGCCGGAGAAGCUGCCGUUAAGCCGGAAAAGAUGGAAGAGGCCUUCAAGAUCAUGCAAGAGAAGAACAUGUUGGUCCAGGACAAGGGGGCUUAUCUGUGUGAUCUGGAAAAGUACAAGUUGGGCAAGGUCGUCAUCAAGAAGGCCGACGGGACCUCGAUCUACAUCGCCCGUGAUCUCGGUGGUGCCGCUCAGCGAUACGAAAAGUACAACUUUGACAAGAUGAUCUACGUCGUCGCUGCCCAGCAAGACUUGCACAACAAGCAGCUGUUCAAGAUGCUCGAGUUGAUGGGCCACGAAUGGGCCGACCGAUUGGAGCACGUCAACUUUGGUCUGGUGAUGGGAAUGUCGACCCGAAAGGGAACCGUCAAGUUUUUGGACGAAAUUCUCGCCGAGGCCAAGGACAGCAUGCACGAGCAGAUGGCCAAGAACGAGGAAAAGUACGCUCAGGUGGAAGACCCCGAGUACACCAGCGACGUUGUCGGUCAGACCGCCGUCAAGAUCCAGGACAUGUCCGCCAGGCGAAUCAACGAUUACACGUUUGACAUCAAGCGAAUGACCUCUUUCGAGGGAGAUACUGGCCCUUACAUCCAGUACUCGCACGUCCGACUCUGUUCGAUCGAGCGAAAGAACCCCAACAUCGUCCUUCCCGAGGACGUCACUCAGAUCAAGACCGAAUUGAUCACCGAGCCCAAGGCCAGGGAGAUCAUCUACCUCCUCGCUUGUUACCCCCAACUCGUCAACGACGCCAUGAGGGAUUAUCAGGCUUCAGGGAUCGUCACCUACAUGUUCAAGCUCACUCACGCCGUAUCAUCUGCUUGGGAGACGCUCAAGGUUCAGGGUCAGGAGGAGGAGCUUGCCAAGGCCAGGAUGUACUUGUUCUUGUGUACCCGGGAUGUUUUGGCGAGCGCCAUGAGGCUGCUCAGUCUGACGCCUCUGGACAGGAUGUAACGAGACUGGAUAUCAUAUUCUAUACGACGCAUGCGCAUAUAUCAUUCGACCGGGCUC
Messenger RNA from Filobasidium floriforme, 2123 nucleotides. RefSeq names its product arginyl-tRNA synthetase. Gene Ontology annotation, cellular component: cytoplasm; mitochondrion. The transcript has 10 exons. Gene Ontology annotation, biological process: arginyl-tRNA aminoacylation; mitochondrial translation. Gene Ontology annotation, molecular function: arginine-tRNA ligase activity; ATP binding. The coding region runs from base 216 to 2066 and encodes 616 amino acids. The record is from RefSeq and is a predicted model, not a curated record. NCBI's taxonomy places the organism in Eukaryota, Fungi, Basidiomycota, Tremellomycetes, Filobasidiales, Filobasidiaceae.